Cariama cristata (Red-legged seriema) is the source of this 234-nucleotide messenger RNA. Its product is annotated as cytochrome c oxidase subunit 7A2, mitochondrial. The record is from RefSeq and is a predicted model, not a curated record. Gene Ontology annotation, biological process: regulation of oxidative phosphorylation; mitochondrial electron transport, cytochrome c to oxygen; mitochondrial respirasome assembly. Lineage: Eukaryota; Metazoa; Chordata; Aves; Cariamiformes; Cariamidae. The transcript has 3 exons. The annotation marks the transcript as partial.
GGUCUUCGCCAAAUUUCCCAGAGGACCAUAAGCACUGCUUCACGCAGGCAGUUUGAAAAUAGAGUUCCUGAGAAGCAGAAGUUUUUUCAGGAGGAUAAUGGCAUCCCAGUGCAUCUUAAAGGUGGUGUAAUGGAUUCUCUGUUGUAUAAAGUCACCAUGGGUCUUUCAGUUUUUGGAACAGCCUAUGUUAUUUACGAGCUGCUUCUUGCUUCAACGCCCAAGAAGCAGAAAUGA